Puccinia graminis f. sp. tritici CRL 75-36-700-3 is the source of this 1688-nucleotide messenger RNA. RefSeq lists its product as uncharacterized. Gene Ontology annotation, biological process: tRNA wobble uridine modification. The record is from RefSeq and is a predicted model, not a curated record. Gene Ontology annotation, cellular component: nucleus; elongator holoenzyme complex; cytosol. The transcript is spliced from 5 exons. Lineage: Eukaryota; Fungi; Basidiomycota; Pucciniomycetes; Pucciniales; Pucciniaceae. Gene Ontology annotation, molecular function: tRNA binding. The coding region runs from base 1 to 1296 and encodes 431 amino acids.
AUGGCAGGCGCACUCCUACUCGACUCCCUCCUCAGCAGGACCAUCCCAGCCAGACUGCUCAUCCUCCAGGACUGUCCAGCCCAAUCAGCACACCCAAUCAUACACCAACUCAACACCACCAUCCUCAUCAGCACCAGCAGCAGCACUCCAUCAACAACAGCAACAACAACAACAUCCCACUUCAAUCUCAACCAACUAACAACCGAACAGUAUCGGAACACCAUCCUCAAUGCCAUCUCCAUCCAGAAAGCAUCACCCGUCUCGAUCGUCCUCAACUCCAUCCAGGAACUCUGUCAGCUGAUCUCUGACCACCUGGCCUUCAAAUUCAUCAGGAAUAUAUUAGAACUCUUGCCGAAUCCCGAAUCCCGUCUGAUCGUAGUCGAUUCCCCUCAUCUCCAAAUCAGUUCCUCGAACAAGAGCGUCGACUGCUCCACCGCCCUCCGCUCCUCAUCGCUGUCGACGAGCUACAUACAUCUGACGCUGCAUCCGACCAGUCUGCUCGACCAUCUGAUCAAUGUCUAUGGGCUGCCGGUGCCGAUGCCGUCGCGGCAGCCAGUGGGGACGCAUUACGACGUGCGUCUGUUCGGCUUGCUGGCCGAGCUAGCUGGGGAGUGUGAGCCGUAUCUGGAGCCGAUCGGCGGGGGGAAGGACGGGCUUCAGGUGGUCCCUCAAGCGCUCUUGGUCCCCCCUUCUCUCGCCGAAUCCUGCUCGCCCAACAUCCUCGGAACCUGCAUCGUCCAAUGGGCGGCCAAGAACGUGCCCCUCGCCCCAUCCAUUCCCUCCGCCUCCAUCGCCCUCAAACCCGCCACGCUUAAGAAAAACGCCCGCAUCGGAAGACCGUCCACCCAUCUCGCCGCCAUCCAAGUCGGCCUCGAGGCCCUCAAACUCGUGCCCACUCCCCUUGGAUUCACACUCCUCCCUUUACCGGUCUCCAAGGUCCUCGUCAAGCGCACUUUCAAGCUCUUCACCGGACCAAUCAACCAGUCCACUCCUACAUCCGAUACCCAUCAACACCAACUUACCUUCAACUUGGCCUUGACCGACAAGCAACGUGCCGAGCGAGAAGCCGUCGCGUUGCCGUUCCUCCCUCGACGAGCUGAGGAUGGCACAGUGAUCGAGGCGCCGGGACAGAUGUUUGACGGCUCGUUCCAGAACUUUCUUCCUUCCAAUAACAUCAAUAUCAACAGUAAUAAUACUCAUAAUAAUCCGAACAAUGCGGCGAAGAGUGGGAUGAUUCUCUACGAGCCCGACUCGGCUGACGACUUGGACGACGAAGAGCCCGACGACGAGCUCUGAUGAGGCGUCUUUUUUGGUCUGAGAGAGCAUCGGCUGGGCCUCUGUCAUCGGCUUUCUGGCCCCACUCCUCCGAAGAAAAAGAAGAAGAAAGAAAAAGGAUAUUUUAUGGAAUAUUGGGGUUGUGUUCAUUCAUCUACUUGCUUAUAUAUAUCGUUGAGAUUUGUACGUGGUCGAAUGGGCGUGGACCGGGCCUGCGGUUUUUUUUAUAAGCUUCCGGUACAGACCACGACCGCGAUAUCUUCAAUGAAUCUUUUGUGGUUACUCUUAAUUCUUUGUUUCUUCAGGCGGCUCUGCAAUCGUCCAGUUGGAGAUUUACCACACAUUCUGGACAAAAAAGAAGUCCGCACAAUCUAUAUUCACAAGGAGCAUCCAUCCCUCCUGAGUUCCAAGCC